AUAAGCUUCCCCAAAAUAAGGACAACGUUUCUCCAAGUGGUUCAGUUCCACAUGGAAGCAUCUACAAUGCAUUCGUUGAAAAUAUUCGUUGGUAACUUUGCUAAAGAAGUCUUAACUUUUCUUCGGAUUGCUUACUGAAAUAGCCCAACGAACGACCGCGUGCUCAUAUGCGCGGUGAGCGCACGCGUGUGUGGAUGCGUUUAUCUGACUAUUAUCUGCAUAUGCUUGCGGGACGGCGGGCUUGUAGUAGACCACAAUACCUCGUGCGUCAGGAGAAGGCAACCUGGUUGUAGGCUACCGGAAUAAACCUCAGCUUUGAAUGUGACAGGGCUGAGGGCUGGCUGCGUCAGAUUUCACCUAUCAUCAUCCGCAAUCCACCGGUUUCCAAGGGUCACCUGAUAUUAAAAAGCAAUGGAGAGAAACAUUCACAUAUGUGGACAGAUGCCUUCCGGUUUGGAAUGACUGGGAACGAUGAACAUAAGCAGCUGCUCAUUAGUGCAGGAGCAGAAGUUGUUUGAUGCUGGGACGGUAUUGAUUGUGAGCUUUCUGACUGUCUUGACCUUGAUCACUGCUCUUUUAAACUGCACCGUCAUUCUGGCUAUUUGUACCACCAGGAAACUCCACCUGCCGGCCAAUUAUUUAAUCUGCUCAUUGGCAAUCACGGACCUUUUGGUAGCCACACUGGUGAUGCCACUGAGCAUUCUGUACAUUGCCACAGAAACAUGGAUGCUGGGACACAUUGUUUGUGAGGCAUGGCUAAGUAUGGACAUGAUCUGCUGCACCUGCUCUAUCCUCCACUUGUGUGCCAUUGCCGUGGAUCGCCACUGGUCCAUUACCAGUGCCCUGGAGUACACCUGCAAACGGACCCCACGGCUCACCGCUGUCAUGGUGACCAUUGUGUGGACUCUCUCUGUCCUCAUCUCAGUUCCACCACUGUUCUGGAGGAGUAAUCGCUGUAUUACUCAGUGCACAAUUGAACAUGAUCAUGUUACCUACACAAUUUACUCCACAUUUGGAGCUUUCUACAUCCCAAUGGCUCUGAUCCUUAUAUUGUACUGCAGGAUCUUUGUUGCUGCUAAAACCCUGUACCAGAGACGAAGUGUCACCACAAAUCUGUGUUCUAAUGGAGAAAAGAAUGGACGUUUCCCCUCCGUUCAGUUUGUCUGUGUGUCCCAGACGUCCACUCCUAAUCCAGGAAAACCAAUAGAGCUUGUGGUCAACAAAGACAGUGACAUCCCCUGCCCAAAUGUGUUUCAGAGUACCCUGGAGGAGGAUAAAGAAAGGAGUCAACUGUAUGCCAUUCGAGAAAGGAGAGCGGCCCAAACACUAGGCCUCAUCCUGGGAGCGUUUGUGCUCUGUUGGCUGCCUUUCUUUGUGAAAGAGUUGAUGGUAGGCUUUGGGAUUCUCCAGCCAUCACAGCACAUGUCCAACUUUCUCACUUGGCUAGGCUAUACUAACUCUCUCAUUAACCCACUGCUGUAUACAAGCUUUAAUGAGGACUUUAAGCAGUCCUUUAAAAGACUACUGCAGUGCCGCAGGGUAUGAUUGAAGUAGCGAUUAAGAUCGAUAGUUUACUGUUGUUAAGUUUGGUGAAAAUCAAGCUAUUUCAAUCAUUAGGAUUAUUUGAAAUAAAUUAAAUAUACAAUGCAGUACAUAAUGUUGACUGUUAUGUGAUUAAGCCAAGAAGCAGUCUGGAACAUAAAUGUCUAGAAACAAAUCAGAGAUUUGUUCACAUUAU
Molecule: messenger RNA, 1738 nt
Organism: Clupea harengus (Atlantic herring)
Lineage: Eukaryota; Metazoa; Chordata; Actinopteri; Clupeiformes; Clupeidae
Product: 5-hydroxytryptamine receptor 1E
Biological process (GO): adenylate cyclase-activating adrenergic receptor signaling pathway; positive regulation of MAPK cascade
Cellular component (GO): plasma membrane
Molecular function (GO): G protein-coupled serotonin receptor activity
Source: RefSeq, a predicted model, not a curated record